Messenger RNA from Echinops telfairi (small Madagascar hedgehog), 324 nucleotides. Its product is annotated as ubiquitin-like. Gene Ontology annotation, biological process: translation; protein ubiquitination; modification-dependent protein catabolic process. The transcript has a single exon. Bases 7 to 324 code for a protein of 105 amino acids. Gene Ontology annotation, molecular function: ubiquitin protein ligase binding; protein tag activity; structural constituent of ribosome. The record is from RefSeq and is a predicted model, not a curated record. Gene Ontology annotation, cellular component: cytoplasm; nucleus; ribosome. Lineage: Eukaryota; Metazoa; Chordata; Mammalia; Afrosoricida; Tenrecidae.
GCAAAGAUGCAGGUCUUUGUGAAGACCCAGACGGGCAAGACCGUCACCCUUGAGGCUGAGCCCAGCAACAGCAUCGAGAAUGUCAAAGCUAAAAUCCGAGACAAGGAGGGCAUUCUUCCAGACCAGCAGUGUCUGAUUUUUGCUGGUAAACAGCUGGAGGAUGGCCGCACUCUCGGACUACAACAUCCAGAAAGAGUCCACCUGCACUUGGUGCUGCGUCUGCAUGGUGGUAUCAUCGAGCCGUCCCUGAGCCGGCUGGCCCAGAAGCACAACUGCGACAAGAGGCUCUGCUGCAAGUGUUGUGCUCGCUUUCACCCACCUUGA